Molecule: messenger RNA, 4446 nt
Organism: Anarrhichthys ocellatus (wolf-eel)
Lineage: Eukaryota; Metazoa; Chordata; Actinopteri; Perciformes; Anarhichadidae
Product: KIAA0513 ortholog
Exons: 13
Coding region: 302-1603 (433 amino acids)
Source: RefSeq, a predicted model, not a curated record
CGCCUCUCUCUGCGCUUGCGCUCUUCUUCCCUCAAGACCCCAGUGAGCAGAAAGCUACGACGCACGAGCAGCUGAGAGGAGCAGCCAGCACGGGACGUCUCAUAUGAAUUGGGUUCGUGAGUUCACUUGAUGUCGGCACCCUCAGGGAUGUGGGGUCUGCAAAAUCCAAACCCAAUAACAACAGUCGAGACCUCCAACUAGCACCCACAUCUCUGACCCCCCCUCAUGUUCCUGCAGAGCGCAGACUAGCUCAUUCUGAAAACACUGUUGCAGAGCGAAGAGAAAGGGACCUGUGUCCAACAUGGAGGCUGUAGCAGUGGACAACCUAAUAGACUUUGAUCUGCCCUCCGAGGCCACAGCUCUCAGCAUAGAUGGAGGCCAACACCACGGCCAUACUGACAUUUUCUCCCCAGAGCAGGCCCCCUCCAUGGGAGUCCACCAGCAGCCUUUACUGCCAGAGCCCAUGGCGCCAACCAAGCCCAGUACUCGCCACCAGCACCACCACCACCAAGAGGGAGGAGACAACGACAGCGAUGCUACAGAGUCGGCAGACAGCGAGAACGACAUGGACCCGCCCUCUCACACGUGGGAGCUGAGGAGGUCGUCCUCUUCAUCCGCUCACAGUGGAGAGGACGCCGACAGUGAGACGGUGGAGAGGAGGCAGUUCAUGAAGGCUUAUGUGGAGAAGGUGUUUCAUGGAAAGGAGGACUUUGACCAGGAAGAGAAGGCUCAUUUUGGAGAGCUGUGCAGUGGAGAGAACGGCAAAGGCAGGGAGUGGUUUGCCAAACACGUCAGCGCACAGCGCUGCCACUCUAAACGUGUGAGUGAAGCCACCUUCUACAGACUGGUGCAGUCAUUUGCAGUGGUUCUGUUUGAAUGUUACCAGAUGGAUGACUACAGCCCGGCCAAGAACCUCAUGACUAUGUGCUUCACAUACUACUACAGUGGGAAGUCCCAGCCGUCUCCCUCCGAGCUACUGGAUCGCGGUGGUCCUCCAGCUGGCCUAGACUCGUACAUCAACAAGGCCAACUCCUGGCUGUCCGUGAAGAAGGAUGCCGCUGAGCGCCUCCUCAAAACCACAUCCAAGACUGACGUCAAAGGCUUCUUUGGAGGCCUAGAGAACAAGCUGAGGGGCUCGACUGCUCCCAAGACUGAGGAUGGGGAAGGCCCAGCUGAGACAAAGCCCAAGUCACCAGUGUCUGAAGCUCCAGAGGAACAGAAAGGAGAGAAGGUGUACCUGUACACCCACCUGAAGCAGCAACCCAUCUGGCACACACUGAGGUUCUGGAACGCUGCGUUCUUUGAUGCCGUCCAUUGUGAGAGGAAGAAGAGAUCCCCAACCACAAGAGGAACGCAGGAUGAAGAGAAAGACGAGAGGGAGAAGUGGUGUCACAUGACGCAGGAGGAGAGGGACGACAGCUCCAAAAUCGAUGAGAACAUCGCCUUCGGCCAGCUGGGGACCUUCACUCAUAACAUGCUGGCUUUUGGGCUCAGUAAGAAGCUGUGCAAUGACUUCCUGAAGAAGCAGGCAGUCAUUGGGAACCUGAAUGAAGAACAGUACAAGCUGCUGAGUGACCACAUACAGAAAAUGGCGGCAGAGUGAGGUUGUCGACGACGCUGCAUUUCAAAGUCUCCACGUAACGGACUGACGGCACACAUCAGCUAUUUCUUUGCAACUCAAUGCCACCGUGACUCUCUGUUUGGCUGUUGUUCAUUUGUGUGGUGCACUGCUGUGUAGAGCAACAUAACCUACUGUACUGAACUGUGCCAUAGUUGUAGCAAACCCUGUUUAUGUGACGUGGUCGUGCUCCUCUGCACCCUGUCCUAUAGCUGCAAUAAUACAACAUCAUCAAGUGGUGCACACUGUAGUGUCUGUGACUGUCUGUAAGCUGUGUGACAAAGACCGUCCAGUAUACAAUCGCCUCAGUAUGGCGUCACCAGAUCUACACGGGAUGUGUACAUUAUAUUUCCUCCGUGCUGUUUUGUUCGGUGUUCCCCACAUGUAUUACAUGUUAGUAUCAUACAUUUAACAUAAAUGUCUGUAUACAGUUCAAACCAGACUUGGCUAUGAUAGGACGUGAUGACUCACAGGGUUUAACGUGCUGAUGUCAGUCCUUUUCAAUCACAAAGCCACUUCAGUUAUUUACUGAAUACUUUCUGUAACGCUGUCAUAUCCUAUUUGGCAAUGCAAAGAAAGAUGAAUUAGUGAGCUUUAGAGGUGCUGGGAGGCAUGGAUGGACGAGUGGACGGGCCUACUGCACACAGGCCCGGGGGCCCUCAGUGCCAGAGGCCCCCCUGUCCCUCAUCUACAAAAUGUCAAUCAAAGACCAGGAGACUCAAAAGGACCACAAAGAAACAUUAAAAUGACGACAAAGAGAUACAAAACCAUAACUCUGAAGUCUGUGUGUUGCUCUUAUGUAGUGCUGGGGCCUUCUGCAUGUCCCUGCCCAGGGGCCCAUUGUCUCAUAGUGGUGGUGGACAUUGUACCUCUGGACAGGCUAACUGGUUACUCCUGCUUCCAGCCUUUAAUGCUAAGCUAACACACUGGUAUCAUUCUUCUCAACAAGAAGAAAAAGCAGCAAAGUCUUCCUUCUGAUUUCAGUCAUGUUUCCUCCGGCCCACAUUUACAAUCUAGCCGUAUUCAUUUGAUCUUCUUUAAUCAGACACUUAAUAAUCUCCUGGGAACACUGGAGAGCACUCAUCUAUCCAGAGUGCCUUCCAUGAACGUUAACGUGUUGAUCCUCUGAUGCUGUAACUCUAUUGGCCAACCAACCACUGAAGCAGAGCCUGCAGUGAUCUCUCUUACUCGUGCCCUGCUAGAUAUAAAUGGUAAUAACUUUGGUUGUAUUGCUGUCUGUGUUGUCAGUGACCUGAGUCGUGUCAGUUCAUUGUCCUUUGGUUGAGCUGUAAUGAUGCGUAGCUAAGCAUGUUGCCUGCACGGCCCAGCAUACUCGUGAGUUCCUCUCCUGCUGCAUAUGUGUCUGUAUAUCUCUCUACAUGUGCAAACUGCAUCAAGCUAAUGUAAAGUGAGUGACUGAACUGUGAAGUGACAUUAGCUAGUUGUAUUACUUCCUCCGACCACUGCGGGGCAGCAUCGCGUCUUCAUUCACAGCUCCUCAGUGAGAGAUUCCUGCUCAGCUUCACUCUGGAGAACAGAUCAAUGUGUGUUUCUAAAUGAUGACUUCUACAUCUCAAUGCUGGCAUGAUCCAUCCAAGUUUAGAUCGAUGUUCUCCUUUGAUCUCCUGUGCUGAUGAAGUCGUUCUGUAAAUACUGUACAUAUUCCUCUGUAUAUUGUAAGAAUUGAUCACGUGCUGCUGCUGCUUGUGAAUUAUAUAUCUGUAAAUGUAUAAACAAUAGAUGUAACUGUGCCCGCCGUGUCCUUGAGGAACAUACAUGUGUGACUGUCCCUCUGCUGUAAGCCUUUGAAACCAAACACCCUUCAUCCCUUCUGGCUUGGUUGACGUAUUGACCUGUAUAUGUUGUACCUGUUGGCUCAGCAUGAGCCAUUUGCACUACAUUUAGUGUGAGCAUGUGCGCCCUCUCAUCCUCUGGAUGAUACUGCACUGAUGCCUGUUCUCUUUGUUCUGCGCUCUGUCUCCAGCAUAUCUGUUAAAUGGAUGAAAAGACCGUUUGAAGCGUGUUGACUUUGUCUCAAUUAUCAAGCAAGUGACAUUUGUCAUUAAAGUAGUACAGUAAGUUUUUAUGGGAUUGCCCUUUUGAUGAAUCAUGUGAUGACAAUGUGGUCUCCAGAUCCACGUGUCCCAGUUGCUGGUUAGUUCGGGGGUUCCAUGCUAACGGUUCAGCACUUCCAGAGUUAUUUAUUCCUCGUUGGAUUACUACUCACUCUCAUGAGGCUCACUUACGCUGGACAACCAGAAGAGAAGUUGAUGUGAAUUUAAGUAACUUCCAAAACAGAACUGCCAUUGACUGAAGAUGAACUGAGAUGAAGUACCUGGUUUAGCUCCAGAGCUGUCUGGCACACUGUGAGUUGUCUAGAUAUCAGCCUCGGACGCCUUAGAGACGUCUGCCUUCUCUCCGAUGUAAUGGGACUAUGUGGCACCCCAAGCGCCAAAAGUGUCAUUUUUAAAAACUCAACAGCAAUGUCUCCAGAGAUCAUGAGCCGGUUCCUCAAGAUAAUCCUCAGAGCUUGUUGUGAGCAGUUUCAUGUGGGAGCUAUGCAUGCUCAGGGUCUGAUUAAAGCUGUAUACUAUCACGUUGGCUGCAUGGAGACCUGAUCGACUGGCAACAAACACAUUAAUAUCAAUGUGCACGUUGUCAUUACUCUAAAGCUGACUGAUGAAGUCUGGGGGAUCUGCUCUGGUCUCAUCUGCUGUACCUGUGAACGUGUCGAAUCAAGAUGUUAGCCGUUUUAUUGUGCUAUGCUUACGUUUGCCUGGACAUGGUUCAAGUUGCUGAUACUGAAAUAAAUGUAUGUUUUGGAUGUC